Molecule: messenger RNA, 1547 nt
Organism: Drosophila suzukii
Lineage: Eukaryota; Metazoa; Arthropoda; Insecta; Diptera; Drosophilidae
Source: RefSeq, a predicted model, not a curated record
GGGACUGAGUAUAUCCCAGCCUACGAGACUUCUUUACAGAAUGGCGCCCGAACAGGGACAUGGGGUUUACGAAAUUUUAGACGACCUAAAUAUGGCCUAAAGACCCAUCUGUGUACAGAGAGUUUGAAAAUUUUCGGUUCAGUCCCUUAGAAGCGAAAUUUUUAAGUCGGAACGUAAGGAAAGUCAUACAUCGAGGGACACAAAAAUUUCUAGGGCAGGAAACAGGGAAAUAUAUAUAUAUUUAAAAAUAUACCAACGCAUCGAACAUAACCUCAGAAAAAAAACUUAGAAUUUAAGCAGAGCACAUGGCAUUCGGGAGAACUUAUACAAAAGUAUACCCACACACAGCGAGAAAUUUCUAACGCACGCAGACACACAUACAUGUAUUUCUAAGCAGAGCAAAGUACAUAACCUAAAAUCAGAGAUUCUUUGUUCCAAGCUCACGUGGCCAGCAAAUCAAGUGAGGACGAAACACAUACAGGCAGAUAAUCGGAAAGAGAGAGAGAGCGAGAGCCCUCUAGGCUAGCCAACUCAGCGCAGCCAUUUUGUUUUUUCGUUUUCACUCUCAUCGUCGUCCCUCUCACACGAGGAGGAGUCGAUCAAGUACAGGCAACGGGAUAAAAUCGUUGGGGGCUUCUCAUAUAACCAUCGCCGAGUCAACACGUGCAUCGGCAGCUCUCAAAAACAUCGUCGUGGAAAAAUUUAAAACUACAUCGUCGUCGAACAAAAUUCAAUCACCGUCGAGAAAAUUUAGGAAUUAAAUCGUCGUUUGACAUCGGAUUGUGGUCACCAUCGUUGCACGUGGGAAUUCAGUGAAUUCUUGGUAACAAAUAAAAUAAAAUUUUCAAUGAAGAUUUUAACCAGUUCGAACAUCGUUUGACCCUCGUCCAAGAAUUUCUCUCGUCCUAUCGAAACUUUUCCUGUCGUUUGCCAGUUAACUAUUAUUUCACAGCAAUAUGGGGGCGCGUUGGAUUUCGUAUCUCCGGAAGCGGGAAUUGGAGGCGAUUCUGAAGGACUUUUCCUUGGAAGCAACCGGAACAGUUGAGGAAAUGAGGAGCCGGCUGGCUGCUUUUAAUAAUCGGGACGACCACGUGCUGGAGAUAGCCGAGCGGCUACAGGAAUGCGAGGCGGAAAUUACAGCCGCCCUAACGGAUAGGAAGCAGCGUUCACCGACUCCGAACCCACACCCACCGGGUCCAACACAGCUUCAGGUGCCAGCACUGGAAGGCAGAGGUGCCGCCGAUGUAGUCGGAGACACGGAGAUCCAUCCGGUCAAGCGGGAAAUUUUUCCCAGGAAAUCAGAGAUGUCCGCAGCCACGCUAGCGGAAAAGCUGAAGAAUUGGGGAAUCACUUUUGACGGGACCACGGACCCCAUAACCUUCAUCCAACACCUCGAGGAACGAGAUGCCGCAGGCCAUCCCUGGUCUUUUGACGGAUACAGCUGAGCACUGGUUUCGGACAAGCCAGCUGCUAGGAAAAUCUUGGACGAACUUCAAGAAGGCGUUUCUUGACUUCUUUCUGCCACCCAGGUACUUUCAGCGACUCGA